ACUCCCACUACUGAGACUAUAAAAACUCACAAUGCAGGCUUGUAACAGGUGCUUGGAGCAGCUAGAAAACGCAGACAGAUUCCUUGUGUUUUUUUCUGUCCUGAACUCCUCACUACAGCAAGGAAAAUGAAGCCAGUUGUGCUCCUCAUAAUGAUGCUUUCAGCUGUAGGAUUGGAUGCCACUGUAACAAAGAAAGCAGAAACAAAGGAAGCCCAAGACAAGCACACAACUCCAACCCCGAAUAAAGAGCCUCAAACUCUCUCCAGAGGAUGGGGUGAUGACCUUGACUGGGUCCAGACGUAUGAAGAAGGACUGGCUAAAGCAAAAGAAGAGCAGAAAACCCUUAUGGUGAUUCAUCAUUUAGAAGAUUGUCCCUACAGUCAAGAUUUAAAGAAAGCCUUUUCUUCUCAUCAAGAAAUUCAAAAAUUGGCAAAAAAAUUUAUCAUGCUGAAUUUAGUGUAUCCUCCAACAGACAAAAAUCAGGCACCUGAUGGGUACUAUGUUCCCAGAAUUAUAUUUGUUGGCAAACUCAAUGAAGUAUCUGACAAAGUGAAAAGAGUCUUCGGUGCUGAUAAGGUAAAGAAAGAACGAAGAUGUUGGGCUAUGGUAUGGCUGUUCAUAGGUUCACAGGUGUAUACGAGGCUAACAACCACUGAGGCCUUUAUAAGCCUAGGUAUGCAUCCCAAAUGCAUUCCAUACGUUUUUCAGCAUUAA
Messenger RNA from Protopterus annectens (West African lungfish), 714 nucleotides. RefSeq names its product anterior gradient protein 2-A-like. The transcript has 7 exons. Lineage: Eukaryota; Metazoa; Chordata; Ceratodontiformes; Protopteridae. Bases 127 to 714 code for a protein of 195 amino acids. The record is from RefSeq and is a predicted model, not a curated record. Gene Ontology annotation, cellular component: endoplasmic reticulum.